This is a messenger RNA of Oncorhynchus nerka (sockeye salmon), 4163 nucleotides long. RefSeq lists its product as uncharacterized. The record is from RefSeq and is a predicted model, not a curated record. NCBI's taxonomy places the organism in Eukaryota, Metazoa, Chordata, Actinopteri, Salmoniformes, Salmonidae. Bases 1 to 3351 code for a protein of 1116 amino acids. The transcript is spliced from 15 exons.
AUGUUGGUCAUUAUUCCACCACAUCAUCAUUCUGGUCUGCAGGUGAAGGUGACUCCUGCUGCAGAGGGACAGAAGACACUGACCUGUAGCACCACCUGUACUCUGACUGACAACCCCACCUACAUCUGGUACAAGAACGGACAACAUCUAGAUGAGAGCACCUCCCCCCAGUACAAAGAUCCAGUCUCCAGUAACUAUGAAGACAGUUAUUCCUGUGCUGUAAAAGGCCAUGAGGAUCUCCUCUCUCCUGCAGUUUUUGACCUCUUGUUAUGUCACUGUGUUUCAGGUGUUCAGGGUCAGAGCUGCUACAGAGUGAUUUACACAAAGAGGAGAAUCUGUGUCUUGAAGGAGUCAACUUUGGACAUAUCCUGUUCUUAUGUUGGUUAUUAUUACACCAUAUCAUCAUUCUGGUUUAGAAGUGAUAAGUCGACCCCUGAAGACCUAACCACAGACCCAGGGUAUGCAGGUCGUGUGGAGUACACUGGAACAUACAGAGGUCCCUUCACCCUGAGAAUCACAGAUCUGAGAGAGGAGGACUCAGCUGAGUAUCGCUUCACUUUUAAAACAAACAACUUUGAAUGGGGUCAUAGUUUCCCAGGAACAACUCUGUUUGUCACAGGUCUGCAGCUGAAGCUGACUCCUGCUGCAGAGAGACAGAAGACACUGACCUGUAUCACCACCUGUACUCUGACUGACAACCCCACCUACAUUUGGUACAAGAACGGACAACGUCUAGAUGAGAGCACCUCCCCCCAGUACAAAGACCCAGUCUCCAGUAACUAUGGAGACAGUUACUCCUGUGCUGUAAAAGGCCAUGAGGAUCUCCACUCUCCUGCAGUGUGUGUUCGGGGUGAGAGCUGUAUGAAUGUGACUUAUACCCAUCAGAGUAUCUGUGCUUUGAAAGGGUCAACAGUGGACAUAUCCUGCUUUUACACGCAUCCCAGUUGGCAUAACGUCACAGAAGUGUCCUGGUUCAACAAAUGGGAGUCUGGUGUCAAUAAAGACCUGAGCCUGAACCCAGAGUAUGCAGAUCGUGUGGAAUACCAUCGACAAACAGAAAAGGACUCCACCCUGAGAAUCACAGAUCUGAGAGAGGAGGACUCAGCUGAGUAUCGCUUCACUUUUAAAACAAACAACAUUGAAUGGGGUCAUAGUUUCACAGGAACAACUCUGUCAAUAACAGACCUGCAGGUGAAGGUGACUCCUGGUACAGUGACAGAAGGAUCAUGGGUUAUACUGACAUGUAGCACCACCUGUACUCUGACUGAAAUCCCCAACCCCACCUACAUCUGGUACAAGAAUGGAGAGGAGCUAUUUUCUGACUCCUCUCCCCAGUAUCAAUACUCAGUCAGUAGAGGAGGUUCUGACAGCUACUCCUGUGCCUUAAUAAGAGGCCAUGACAAACUCAGCUCUCCUGAAGUCACAGUGGAUACUUCUUCUCUGAGCUGCUUAAGGGUGACCUACACCAGUAGAGGCAUCUGUUCCUUGAUACCAUCAGUGGACCUGCGUUGCACUACCAUAUAUCCCACAGACCUGCAGGUGAAGGUGACUCCUGACACAGAGGCAGGGAAGAGGACACUAACCUGUAGCACCACCUGUACUCUGACUGGUAACCCCACCUACAUCUGGUACAGGAAUGGACAGUCUCUUGCUUGGCUCACUUCCCAAAAACACUCUGUCUGGAGUUCUGAAACAGAAAGUUACUCCUGUGCUGUUAAAGGCCAUGAGGAUCUCCGCUCUCCUGCAGUGUGUGUUCAGGGUCACAACUGCUGGAGGGUGACUUACACCAAGAGGAGAAUCUGUGUCUUGAAGGGCUCCACAGUGGACAUAUCCUGCUCUUACACUCAUCCCACUAGUUAUAUAGAUCAAGGUUCAUUCUGGUUUACACAGAAACACCCUGCAGAUGUCAGGUCAUAUCCAGAGUCUGCAGGUCGUGUGCAGUACAAUAGGAACACAGAGAACCACCACACCAUGACAAUAACACACCUGACAGAGAAGGACUCGGCUGAAUACAUAUUCAGAUUAAUAACAACAGAUGAGGGGAGAUUUUCUGGUCUUCCUGGUGUGAUGUUGACUGUCACAGAUAUCCUGUUGGAGAUGGAUCCUACGUCUGUGUCAGAGGGGGAGAGAGUCACACUGAGAUGUAGAACCCAAUGUACAGUCAGUCUCAACCCCACCUACAUCUGGUACAAGAACGGACAAAGUCUGACCAACCCAAUCACCAGUUAUAACAGCCUGAUCCUAGACCCAGUCACCAGUUAUAACAGCCUGAUCCUAGACCCAGUCACCAGUUAUAACAGCCUGAUCCUAGACCCAGUCACCAGUUAUAACAGCCUGAUCCUAGACCCAGUCACCAGUUAUAACAGCCUGAUCCUAGACCCAGUCACCAGUUAUAACAGCCUGAUCCUAGACCCAGUCACCAGUUAUAACAGCCUGAUCCUAGACCCAGUCACCAGUUAUAACAGCCUGAUCCUAGACCCAGUCACCAGUUAUAACAGCCUGAUCCUAGACCCAGUCACCAGUUAUAACAGCCUGAUCCUAGACCCAGUCACCAGUUAUAACAGCCUGAUCCUAGACCCAGUCACCAGUUAUAACAGCCUGAUCCUAGACCCAGUCACCAGUUAUAACAGCCUGAUCCUAGACCCAGUCACCAGUUAUAACAGCCUGAUCCUAGACCCAGUCACCAGUUAUAACAGCCUGAUCCUAGACCCAGUCACCAGUUAUAACAGCCUGAUCCUAGACCCAGUCAGCAGUGAGGAUGCAGGGAACUACUCCUGUGCUGUAGAAGGCUUAGAGAGAAUCCUCUCUCCAGAAGAGACUCUCACUGUCAGAUAUGGUCCAAAGAACACCUCAGUGUCAGUCAGUCCCUCUGGUGAAAUAGUGGAGGGCAGUUCAGUGACUCUGACCUGCAGCAGUGAUGCCAACCCACCUGUGGACAAAUGCACCUGGUACAAGAAGAACGUAACCUCACCAAAAGCAUCAGGACAGAGUUACAGCAUCACUAACAUCAUCUCUGAGGACAGAGGAGAAUAUUACUGUGAAGCUGAAAAUAAAUAUGGACGUCUCAACUCUUCUUCUGUGUUUGUGGACGUUCAGUCAUUGUUUCUCUGGGUUCCUGUGAUGGGGGUGGGGGCUGUCCUGACUGUUGGAGCUCUUCUUGUCACCAUCUACUGCUAUAUGAAGAGGAGACACACAGGAGGAAGUGAUGACACAGCAGACAGACCGAGUGUCCAUCCUGACCCCAACAGUGACAUGUACACAUCUCUGAACAUGAUGACCAGGUCACCAGAGUAUGACACCCUGGCAAAUGUGAGGGACUUCGCAGUGACACAGCCCUCAGAUACAUGCUGAGCUCUCCAAUUAUGAGAACUUAAGAGAACCACCACAGAACCUGGACAGAAGAGAACCACCACAGAACCUGGACUGAAGAGAACCACCACAGAACCUGGACUGAAGAGAACCACCACAGAACCUGGACUGAAGAGAACCGCCACAGAACCUGGACUGAAGAGAACCACCACAGAACCUGGACUGAAGAGAACCACCACAGAACCUGGACUGAAGAGAACCACCACAGAACCUGGACUGAAGAGCAACAGCAUCAAACCAAAGCUAGGCCUCACAAUGUUAUUCUCUUACUAUGAUAUUGCUUUUUAAUCUAUAAGGUUUGAGACAAUGAGCUUUAACUUUUGAGUUGAGUAUCUGGAGCAUCAGCAUUUGUGGGUUAAUUUACAGGAUCAAAAUGUCAACUUAUCUGUUUACUAUCUGUAGAUUGUAUUGCUUAUCUUUUUUAUAGGAUUUUGCCAAUUCUAGAUUUUUAUAACAUAUAAAGUUUUGGCUUGUCUUAGUGACACAAAAAUGAAUAAUAUUGACAAGAGAUUUUAAAUAUUUGCAUCUCUGGAGUUGUUCCUGAUGUGUUAAAAUAUGUUUUACUUUGUAUUGCUGUCAGUCAUUACUGGUCAUUUUAUAUUUUAUAUUAUGUAAUACCAUAUUGUUCAGUGUCAUGAUAUUGCUUGUUUCAUUAUCAAAUAAUUAAUAAUGACAUAUUUUAGAUACAUUGAAUACAGUAUAAGCAUCAUGUUGUAAAUAAGCUCAAAGGGAGACAAUAAAAAGACAACAAAUAAAUAUAUUAUUUUGUUAAUUUACAUCUAAUCAUAACUACA